Molecule: messenger RNA, 1359 nt
Organism: Triticum turgidum subsp. durum (durum wheat)
Lineage: Eukaryota; Viridiplantae; Streptophyta; Magnoliopsida; Poales; Poaceae
Source: the annotation of a GenBank genome assembly
AUGAGGGUGAAGGUGAUAUCGCGCUCCACCGACGACUUCACGCGCGAGCGCAGCCAGGACCUGCAGAAAGUAUUCCGCAAUUAUGAUCCAGCACUCCGUAGUCAAGAGAAAGCUGUUGAGUACACUCGAGCACUUAAUGCUGCAAAGUUAGAGAAGAUAUUUGCCAGGCCAUUUAUUGGAGCAAUGGAUGGUCACAUUGAUGCUGUCUCGUGCAUGGCAAAGAACAUGAAUUAUGUGAAAGCUAUGUUUUCUGGCUCGAUGGAUGGGGAUAUUCGACUAUGGGACAUUGCUGCAAGGAAGACAGUCUGCCAGUUCCCUGGACACCAGGGUGCUGUGAGAGGUUUGGCAACGUCUACAGAUGGCGAUCUUCUGAUAUCCUGCGGUGUUGAUUGCACUGUUAGACUCUGGAAAGAUCCUAUGCGUAAGAUGAUGAACACUGAUGAUGCUAUUGGAGAUGCUUCCCAGCCGUCAGCAGUCUAUACAUGGAAGCAUGCAUUUUGGGGUGUUGACCACCAGUGGGAUCGUAAUGUUUUCGCAACUGUGGGUGCUCAGGUAGAUAUAUGGGAUCAUAACAGGUCGGAGCCAAUAAAUACCUUCGAAUGGGGUAAAGAUACAGUUCUUUCUGUGCGGUUUAAUCCUGGAGAACCUGAUGUUUUACUUACAUCAUCUAGUGAUCGGAGUUUAACACUUUUUGACCUGCGCAUGUCAUCCCCAGCUAGAAAGUUAAUCAUGAAGACAAGGUGCAAUUCAGUUUGCUGGAACCCUAGGGAGCCCAUGAACUUCACUGCUGCAAAUGAAGAUACAAACUGUUAUUCUUUUGAUUCUAGAAAGCUAAAUGAAGCCAAGGUUGUUCACAAGGGCCAUGUUUCAGCAGUGAUGGAUGUUGAUUACAACCCGACAGGACGGGAAUUUGUUACUGGUUCCUACGAUAGAACGGUACGGAUCUUCAAUUAUAACGGUGAUCAUAGCAGGGAGAUAUACCAUACUAAGAGGAUGCAGAGGGUGUUUUGUGUGAAAUACACAUAUGAUGGGACCUAUCUAGUUUCUGGCAGUGAUGAUACAAAUCUUCGACUGUGGAAGUCCAAAGCUUCAGAACAAUUGGGAGUUAUUCUUCCAAGGGAACGCAAAAAGCAAGAAUAUCAAGAUGCUGUCGUGGAGCGGUAUGGUCACCUGGCAGAAAUCAGGCGGAUCGUCAAACAUAAGCACUUGCCCAAGCCGAUCUACAAGGCAGGCAAGAUAAGGCGUGCCAUGAUUGAAGCGGAAAGCCGGAAAGAAGAAAGAAGGCGAGCGCACAGUGCUCCAGGGAGCAGGACUAUGCAGCCCUUCAGGAAGAGAAGGCUCAUCACAGAAGUUGAGUAG